Messenger RNA from Rotaria sp. Silwood2, 417 nucleotides. NCBI's taxonomy places the organism in Eukaryota, Metazoa, Rotifera, Eurotatoria, Philodinida, Philodinidae. The record is from the annotation of a GenBank genome assembly.
AUGAUUUAUUUUCACACAAUGAACUUCAUUCAACAUCCAUCAUACUCCGAGCAAAUGCAUGAUAUUGCGUUGAUCUCAUCGAAAUUAACAAUAGAAAAUAUAAAUAAACUUUUGGAACGAUUUGAAUUACAGUGCAUUUCUUUUGAACGUUUACAAACCUCUGGACGUAUCAAUUUGAUUUUUAAUUUAAAAGUUCAAUCAAAAACUUCUUCAUAUAUGGAAUUCAUACUAAAAAUAUCAAAUCCUCAUCGUUAUUGGAAAGAAUACCGUAUUAAAAAUGAAGUUUAUACAAUGGGAUAUUUACUCGAACAUACAACAAUUCCUUUACCAAAAAUAUUCGAUUAUUCUGUUAAUUUUGAAACAAGUAUUUUAUCAUGUGAAUAUAUAUUAAUGGAAAAAAUUCAUGGACAUACGUAA